AUGAUAAGGCUUGAAGAGCGAGCAACCUUUGGAAAGAUCUAUCAGAUAAGAUAUAGAGAUAGGACACUGCUGAAAAGGCUUUGUGGAGUGACUGUGAUACAGACAUAUGGGAUAAGGAUGGAGGGGAGCAUUACAUGCACAAACGAAGGUGAUCUACUGGAGACACUGAAAGGUCUGGCUUGGAAGAGGAAGGACAUAGCGAUACUGAGUCCUUCGACACUGAUAGUGAAUGGAGAAAUAUACAAAAUGUUUAGGUUAUUGAAUGCAGCAGGAAUGUCGCUAUUUUUGUUUGUUCUUCAAGACGAUCCUGUUUGGUACAUAGAUGAGAUCAUGCAAGCUUGA
Messenger RNA from Encephalitozoon hellem ATCC 50504, 342 nucleotides. RefSeq lists its product as uncharacterized. The record is from RefSeq and is a predicted model, not a curated record. NCBI's taxonomy places the organism in Eukaryota, Fungi, Microsporidia, Unikaryonidae. The transcript has a single exon. The coding region runs from base 1 to 342 and encodes 113 amino acids.